Stylophora pistillata is the source of this 2307-nucleotide messenger RNA. Its product is annotated as geranylgeranyl transferase type-2 subunit beta-like. NCBI's taxonomy places the organism in Eukaryota, Metazoa, Cnidaria, Anthozoa, Scleractinia, Pocilloporidae. The record is from RefSeq and is a predicted model, not a curated record. Gene Ontology annotation, molecular function: Rab geranylgeranyltransferase activity. Gene Ontology annotation, biological process: protein geranylgeranylation. Gene Ontology annotation, cellular component: Rab-protein geranylgeranyltransferase complex.
AUGUCAAUCUAUAUGACCAGCGGAAGUACAUUUCAAGAUGGGAACUUUAUCAGCUUUUGGGGUAAUGUAAUGAAACAGCUGUAACAUUUUGUCUCAUGUCUUAAAAUGGGUUCUCAAGUGAAAGAUGUAAAACUUCCCCCUGAUUCGCCUACACAACUGCUUUUGAACAAGCACGCUGAUUUUAUUGCAGCAUACGGGAAGAAGAAAGACGACUAUGUAUGAGUACUGUAUUACAGAAUAUCUGCGUAUGAGUGGAGUGUAUUGGGGUUUGACAACAAUGUUCCUAAUGGAUAAGCAAGAUAUGAUGGAGAAAGAUGAAAUCAUCUAGUUUGUCAAGUCUUGCCAACAUGAAAAUGGUGGAUUUAGCGCCAGUCAUAACCACGACCCUCAUCUGUUGUACACUCUGAGUGCCAUUCAGGUUCUCUCACUUUAUGGAUGCAUUGAACUAAUUGAUGUCAAUAAGACAGUGGACUAUGUAUCAAGACUUCAGCAAGAUGAUGGAUCAUUUGUAGGGGACAAGUGGGGAGAAGUUGAUACAAGGUUCUCAUUUUGUGCUUUUGCUAGCUUAAAAUUGCUGGGUUUCCUGGAAGCAAUAGAUGUAACAAAGGCUGUCACAUAUGUGUUGUCGUGUAUGAAUUUUGAUGGUGGCUUUGGUUGCAGACCAGGAUCAGAGUCACACUCAGGGCAGAUUUAUUGUUGUCUGGGAGCUCUUGCCAUAGCAGACUCUCUUCAUCAUGUAAAUGCUGAUAUGUUAGGAUGGUGGCUUUGUGAGCGACAGCUGCCAUCUGGUGGUUUAAAUGGUCGUCCAGAGAAACUCCCGGAUGUUUGUUACUCAUGGUGGGUGUUGGCAUCACUCAAGAUCAUUGGAAAAUUACACUGGAUAGAUAAGGAGAAAUUAAAGAAUUACAUUCUUGCCUGUCAGGACGAAGAGACGGGCGGAUUUGCUGAUAGACCGGGUGAUAUGGUUGAUCCGUUCCAUACACUGUUUGGUUUAGCAGGUUUGUCUUUGUUGGGAUCCUCCGAAGUUAAACCGGUCAAUCCUGUUUACUGUUUACCUGAGGAAACAAUUGAAAGUUUAAACAUUCGACCUGAACUUCUAGCGUGAGUGUUGAACGCGGACUUCGUCAGCAGUGUACACGUCGAGUAUACGUCAUCAAAGCGUAUCCAGCUUACCAAGUGGAGAGAAAAUGGGGGAGGAAUUUUCUACAGUCAUGUGAAUAGAAUUCAUCAGACAAUAAGCUAGAAAAAGGAUGAAGAUAUACCCAUAAUUUCUUGAAUUUUUCAAAGGCCAGGCCUUAAAGUUCUAGGCCAUCCCGUACGCUAUCGUAUCAUCAAGAAGUCGUUGCACUGCCAUAAUAAUUGAAAGGAGAAAUGAAUAAAGGGGAUAGGUUUCUAAAGAAAUUGUGGUGUUGCGUUGGUGUGGAAGUAUAACGAGGUAAUUUUGGUUUUAUCAACUGGGUUGAUAAUGGUAAAUUGGCCACCGUAAAGAGUUUUAAAGUUUUCAAAGAAAAUUGUUUAUUAAUUUAAAGGAGGCUCACCAGAAGCUUAUUAAACUCACCUCAGCCAGGAUUGUGUAAACUUGGUUAUGAAGUUUGCCGUUAAAAUAGUCAGAUUAGUUUACAAUAAUGAAACUGCAUGACAAAGAAGUCCUUUUCGUCUACUGGGCUUCCGCUAUUUCAUCACUUUUUCUUCUUUUUUACUUAGAAAAUAUCGUUUGUUUUAGUUUUCUAAUUUUUCUUAGCGAAAUCCCUCGCAUGAAUUUAUAAGAAAGAGUUUCGGAGUUAUAUGCCUGAGAAAUUUCAAGCUGCCAAAAGAUACCUUUCUCAUAGCGAGUUUUUUAAAAAUAUUUUCCUUAAAUGGAAACCAUCUUCAUUACCUGUAGUUCUUUUCAUCUCAAAGCUUUCCUGUUAUCUUGUAGAUGUUUGGUGCAUACAGUAAUUCUUCGACGAGAUGUUCGCCAUUUUUCGAAAACAAUGCGAAGUCGAAUAAUGCGCUCUGUAAAUAUUGAUGAUUUAUCCAACAGGAAUAUUGUGAGCAGAGAUUAGAGCGCAAAGCUGUUUUGAGAAUAACAAUGACUGCAAGAUGACAAAUUCUCAGGCGUACAAGAACAGUUGAAAACCAACAGCUGUAGAUACAAAGACGCGUUCACCUGGAGUGAUAAUUUCAUUUUCUGAAAAUUACAUCCUGCACUGGAUUAGCUCUGUUAUUUUUAUGAAUUGCGAUAUCCGCAAGAGAAUUGUAGAAAGAUCUGAUUGUUUGUGCUUUCAUUGAAAGUUAGGUGAAGGGAACUCUUUCAACUCCAAAAAA